GAAGGUGAGCACAAUGUGGAUCCAAGUCCGUACCAUAGACGGCACUGAGACUCAUACUAUUGAUGACCUGAGCCGUCUCACCAAGAUCGAGUGCCUGCGAGAGAAGAUCCAGGAGACCUUUUGUGUGACCCCCGACCGCCAGCGCCUCUUCUACCGGGGCAAGCAGCUGGAAGAUGGACACACUUUAUUUGACUAUGAUGUUGGACUAAAUGACAUAGUUCAGCUUUUGAUACGUUCUGAAUCUGAAGCUCCCACUACUUCUCUGGCAAAUCAGGAUGGAGAGGUCAAUCCCUGUGCUGUUCCCAACUGUAAAAACAAAGUCAAAAGAGCAACAAGCAGCAGAUCACCAAAUCAGCCAUCUACAUCAACUCACUCAUCUCUUAUAGAUCCUGGCAUUGGGUUGUACAAG
Messenger RNA from Tinamus guttatus (white-throated tinamou), 409 nucleotides. Lineage: Eukaryota; Metazoa; Chordata; Aves; Tinamiformes; Tinamidae. The record is from RefSeq and is a predicted model, not a curated record.